AUGACAUCGAGCAAGGACUGGGCGUAUAUGGACACGUUGCGUCCUCCUGUAUACAUCUGUCUUCGUCGCAAGUUGGAUACAACUGGCGAACACCAUCAACCUAUGCAGUUAGAUGGAUGUAUUGACAAGGAGGAGUGGGCACAUGUGCCAUGGUCUGAUUCAUUCGUUAACAUUGAAGGAUCAAUUCAAAAGUCCAAGCACCCUCCCCUCACCAGGUUUAAAAUGAUGUACGAUGAAGAUUAUCUUUACGUCGGGGCGGAGCUUGUCGAACCCAAAAUAUGGGGAACUCUUACUCAAAAGAACAGCAGUUUGUAUCAAGAAAAUAAUUUUGAAAUUUUCUUCAAUCCAGAUGGCAGUCACCACCACUAUUAUGAAUUGGAGAUAAAUUGUCUUAAUACAAUUUGGGAGCUACUACUGCAUCGACCAUACAAAGAUGGUUCUAGUCUUGAGAAUCCAUUCAACUUGGUCUCUUUGCGUUCGGCUGUGUUUAUAGAUGGAGUCACUAAUUCACCUGAGACCGAGUGUGUACGCUGGUGUAUUGAAAUGAGUUGGUCACUUGCUGAACUUCAGCAAUUUAAUAAAUUUCGAUUUAAGGAGAAUCGUCACGACUUGAAGCCCUCAAUUGCGACUCCCAGACCUUCAUCGACAUGUGGAGAAACACCAAGAUCAGCUGUGACAACUAGCAGAACUGUUUCGGGUGAUAUAUGGCGAGUCAAUUUCUUGCGUGUUCAGUAUGAACUUGAAACAGUUAUGAAUGAAGAUAUCAAUCAAUUGCAGUACCAAAAAGUACCGAACAAAUCUGCGGAAUAUAUUGCAUGGGCUCCAACAGGUGUAAUGGAUAUUCAUCGGCCUGAAAAAUGGGGAUAUGUCUUUUUCAGCAGUGAAAAUGAGCUGGUUGGUGGAGAAUUGGAACUUGCGAGUGUAUUGACUGGAUUUUUAAACGAACGGAUGGCGAUUGAACGAAUUUUAAACGCAAUUUACUACGAACAACGGGAUUUCUACGCACUUCACGGUGGAUAUGCGUCUACCAUGGAGACUUUAUAUACAAAACAUUUAUCGAACUCCCAGAGUAUCGAAAAUGAUGAUUGGAUGAAGACGCUUUCUUUUCACGAUCUACUUCGCCAGUAUGACCUCAGUUUUCCAGUGCUCUCUUGUCAGAGUGUCGUUAAUAUUCAUGAGACGAAUGACAAAACAAUCGGAGGUCAAAACGCUAGUGUUGUCACCGGACGGAAAUAUAGCCGACGCUACGCUCCCGCUUUGGAUAAAAGCGAUGAAAACCUUUCGAUGAUAGCAACUGACGGGAUAAAUACAUUUGUUCCACCUCCUCCUCCUGUGCUUAGUCCUCGAUCACAGAAACUGAAGAGCCUCGAAGCGCGUGGAUUAUACUCUAACUAUGUUGUGACCGUUCGUUCUACAAUGCAGGAAUGGCACAUCCGUCAAGAUGGGCGACUUUGGCAAACAGCUUAG
Plasmopara halstedii is the source of this 1467-nucleotide messenger RNA. RefSeq lists its product as hypothetical. The record is from RefSeq and is a predicted model, not a curated record. NCBI's taxonomy places the organism in Eukaryota, Oomycota, Peronosporomycetes, Peronosporales, Peronosporaceae. The transcript has 3 exons. Gene Ontology annotation, biological process: carbohydrate catabolic process. Gene Ontology annotation, molecular function: hydrolase activity, hydrolyzing O-glycosyl compounds; carbohydrate binding. Bases 1 to 1467 code for a protein of 488 amino acids.